UCAAGAUGGCGGCUCCCACAAUUGUGGUCUGAGCGCCGGCAGGGCUGAGACAACCGCGGCGCUUGUAGCUCUUUUUCACCCGCCCCGGAAGCCGGCCAGUGAAGGGGACUUGGGGGUGUGGGAACCGGGCCGGGGCUCCGCCAUUUCCGGCGGGGGAGGGCUACGACUGAGGAAGGGAGGAGAGAGAGGCGGCUCAACAUGGCGGCUCCCAGGGCCUCCCGCCCGAGCCUGUGAGCAGGGGCGCCUGGGCAAGUUGUCAGGGCGGCAGGCCUCAGCUGCCGCCAGUUUUUCAAGCUUAGACUCUGGACAGUUUCAGGAGGCGUGUGAAGAGAAGCGGUGCGCGAGAAGAACGGGAAGAAGUGGAGGGACGGAGGAUAGUUAAGAUGGCGGCCUCCAUGGAGUCCACUGCUGUGUGAGAAACCGCUUCUCCGGGAGAACUGGCUUAGACGAAAAGGGGUGUGUGAGAGGACUCGCCCCCCGCCCCGCCUGGAGACUUUUUGUUCCCGCGGCCCCUGCUGGAACUAUGGCUUCGGCCGUGUCGCCCGCCAACUUGCCGGCGGUGCUCUUGCAGCCCCGCUGGAAGCGAGUGGUGGGCUGGUCGGGUCCAGUGCCCCGACCCCGCCACGGGCACCGCGCCGUGGCCAUCAAGGAGCUCAUCGUGGUGUUCGGAGGCGGCAAUGAAGGGAUAGUGGAUGAGCUGCACGUGUAUAACACGGCAACCAACCAGUGGUUCAUCCCAGCGGUGAGAGGGGACAUUCCCCCUGGGUGUGCAGCCUAUGGCUUUGUGUGCGAUGGGACCCGCUUACUGGUGUUUGGUGGAAUGGUGGAGUAUGGGAAAUACAGCAAUGACCUCUAUGAACUCCAGGCCAGUCGGUGGGAGUGGAAGAGGCUCAAAGCAAAGACACCCAAAAAUGGACCCCCUCCAUGUCCUCGACUUGGUCACAGCUUCUCUCUCGUGGGCAACAAGUGCUACCUAUUUGGAGGGUUGGCCAAUGACAGUGAGGACCCUAAGAACAACAUUCCAAGGUACCUGAAUGAUUUAUAUAUCCUGGAAUUGCGACCUGGCUCUGGAGUGGUAGCCUGGGACAUCCCCAUCACUUACGGGGUCUUGCCCCCACCCCGUGAGUCACAUACUGCUGUGGUCUACACUGAAAAAGACAAUAAGAAAUCCAAGCUGGUAAUCUAUGGAGGGAUGAGUGGCUGCAGGCUGGGGGACCUCUGGACCCUAGAUAUUGAGACACUGACGUGGAACAAACCCAGCCUCAGUGGCGUGGCACCACUGCCUCGGAGCCUCCACUCAGCCACCACCAUAGGAAAUAAAAUGUACGUGUUUGGUGGUUGGGUGCCUCUCGUCAUGGAUGAUGUCAAGGUUGCCACACACGAGAAGGAGUGGAAGUGUACCAACACACUGGCUUGUCUCAACCUGGACACCAUGGCCUGGGAGACGAUCCUGAUGGACACCCUGGAGGACAAUAUUCCGCGAGCUCGAGCUGGACACUGUGCAGUGGCCAUCAAUACUCGGUUGUACAUCUGGAGUGGGCGAGAUGGCUAUCGAAAGGCCUGGAACAACCAGGUGUGCUGCAAGGAUCUCUGGUACCUAGAAACAGAAAAGCCGCCACCCCCGUCCCGAGUCCAGCUGGUACGCGCCAAUACCACUUCUUUGGAAGUGAGCUGGGGGCCAGUGGCCACAGCAGACAGUUACCUUCUGCAGCUUCAGAAAUACGACAUUCCUGCCACUGCUGCGACUGCCACCUCUCCCACCCCAAAUCCAGUCCCAUCAGUGCCUGCCAACCCUCCCAAAAGCCCUGCACCCGCAGCAGCGGCCCCGCCUGUGCAGCCGCUGACCCAGGUGGGCAUCACGCUGCUGCCCCAGGCUGCCGCUGCGCCUCCCACCACCACCACCACCACCACCAUCCAGGUCUUGCCGACAGUGCCUGGCAGCUCUAUCUCUGUGCCCACUGCAGCUAGAACUCAAGGUGUCCCUGCUGUUCUCAAAGUAACUGGGCCUCAGGCCACCACAGGAACCCCACUGGUCACUAUGAGACCUGCCAGCCAGGCUGGGAAAGCCCCCGUCAGUGUGACCUCCCUGCCUGCGGGUGUUCGAAUGGUCGUGCCCACUCAGAGCGCACAGGGGACGGUGAUUGGCAGCAACCCGCAGAUGAGUGGAAUGGCAGCGCUGGCUGCGGCAGCUGCUGCUACCCAGAAGAUUCCCCCAUCCUCCGCACCCACUGUGCUCAGCGUCCCGGCAGGCACCACCAUUGUCAAAACUGUGGCUGUGACCCCUGGCACCACCACCCUCCCAGCCACGGUGAAAGUGGCCUCCUCACCUGUCAUGGUGAGCAACCCUGCCACUCGCAUGUUGAAGACGGCUGCCGCACAGGUGGGGACAUCUGUGUCCUCGGCUGCCAACACUUCCACACGCCCCAUCAUUACUGUGCACAAAUCUGGCACAGUGACUGUGGCCCAGCAAGCCCAGGUGGUGACCACAGUGGUGGGCGGCGUCACCAAGACCAUCACCCUGGUGAAGAGUCCCAUCUCCGUCCCCGGAGGCAGUGCUCUGAUUUCUAAUCUUGGCAAAGUGAUGUCAGUGGUCCAGACCAAGCCCGUUCAGACUUCUGCAGUCACAGGCCAGGCUUCUACGGGCCCAGUGACACAGAUCAUCCAGACCAAAGGCCCCCUGCCAGCCGGGACCAUCUUGAAGCUGGUGACAUCAGCAGACGGCAAGCCCACAACCAUCAUUACGACCACACAGGCCAGUGGGGCGGGAAGCAAGCCAACUAUCCUGGGCAUCAGCAGUGUCUCCCCCAGCACUACCAAGCCUGGCACCACCACCAUCAUUAAGACCAUCCCCAUGUCAGCCAUCAUCACUCAGGCGGGCGCUACAGGUGUGACCAGCAGUCCUGGAAUCAAGUCUCCUAUCACCAUCAUAACCACCAAAGUUAUGACUUCUGGGACCGGGGCUCCCGCCAAGAUCAUCACUGCUGUGCCCAAGAUUGCCACCGGCCAUGGGCAGCAAGGAGUGACCCAGGUGGUGCUGAAGGGGGCCCCCGGACAACCAGGCACCAUCCUCCGUACUGUGCCCAUGGGUGGCGUUCGAUUGGUCACCCCAGUCACUGUCUCCGCCGUCAAGCCAGCUGUGACCACAUUGGUUGUGAAGGGCACCACAGGUGUCACCACCCUUGGCACUAUGACUGGCACUGUCUCUACCAGUCUUGCUGGUGCUGGCGGACAUAGCACCAGUGCCUCCCUGGCCACCCCUAUCACCACCUUGGGAACCAUUGCCACCCUCUCAAGCCAGGUGAUCAACCCCACGGCCAUCACUGUCUCAGCUGCUCAGACCACACUGACCGCUGCCAGUGGGCUCACCACACCCACAAUCACCAUGCAGCCUGUCUCCCAGCCUACCCAGGUAACUCUGAUCACAGCACCCAGUGGGGUCGAGGCCCAGCCAGUGCAUGACCUCCCUGUGUCCAUUCUGGCCUCACCAACAACUGAGCAGCCCACAGCCACUGUGACAAUUGCUGACUCGGGCCAGGGUGACGUCCAACCUGGUACCGUGACACUGGUGUGCUCCAACCCUCCCUGCGAGACCCACGAGACGGGCACCACCAACACGGCCACCACCACAGUUGUGGCUAAUCUUGGGGGACACACCCAGCCGCCCCAGGUCCAGUUCGUUUGUGACAGGCAGGAGUCACUCGUAGCCUCCACAGUGGGGCAGCAGAAUGGCAGCGUAGUCCGAGUGUGCACCAACCCCCCGUGUGAGACCCACGAGACGGGCACCACCAACACACCCACAACGGGCACCACCAACACGGCCACCACCGCCACGUCCCACAUGGCUGGCCAGCCCAUAUGCGCCAACCCCCCAUGCGAGACCCAUGAGACGGGCACCACCAGCACCGCCACCACUGCCGUGGCCAGGAUGGGCUCUGGACAGUCAGCAGCUGCCAACCAGCAGCGAGGGGCCCAGCCCACCUGUGCUGCCAGCACCCCUGCUGCUGGACAGGUGGGUGUGGGCACCGGGUCGGCCGAGGGAGCCCCAAGCGCACUCAAACCCCUCUGCCAGACCAGCUCCACCCACACCACCAUGACUGUGCUGGCCACCAGAGCACCGUGUGUGACACCCCUCCCAGGGCCCAGCCUGGUGCUGGAGGCUGGUGGCAGUAGACCCGGCGGCGCCAGCAGCAAGGACAGCCUUGUAGCAGGCUUAGGCCAGCUGGUGCCUGGGGGACGGCACCUGGAGCCCCAGCACACCCAUACGACCAACACGCCCACCACAGCCCGCUCCAUGAUGGGCGCCAGGGAGGCCCAGUACGCCCCCAGGCCUGUGUGUGACAGCUGCCAGAGCAGCUCGACGGGCACCAUCAUGACUGUGGCCGCCCUGGAGGCACUGCUGGGCCCCCCCAUAGCCCCCCUAAGCCAGGUUUGCUCUAACCCCCCGUGUGAGACCCACGAGACUGGGACGACCAGCACAGCCACCACCUCCAAUGCAGGCAGGGUCCAGCGAGUGUGCACCAAUCCUCCCUGUGAGACCCACGAGACAGGUACCACACACACGGCCACCACCGCCACCGCCACCGGUGCCUCCGGGCAGCCCGACGGUGGCCAGCAGCAGGCGCCUGCCGAUGGCCCUUGUGAGACCCACCAGACCACCUCCACGGGCACCACCAUGACCGUCAGCAUCGGCUCCCUGCUCCCUGACGACAGUGCUGCCCACCAGGCCCUGGAGGCUGGCUUGGAUCCAGGGGCAGCACCAGCCCCAGUGGCUCCUCAGGCCAGCCCCACACUGCUGGGUCCCUUCCCAACCCAACGGGUCUGCUCCAACCCACCAUGUGAGACCCACGAGACGGGCACUACGCACACAGCCACCACUGUCACCUCCAACAUGAGCUCCAACCAGGACCCCCCACCAGCUGCCAGCGAUCAGGGUGAGAUGGAAAGCUCCCAGGGCGAGAGUGCAGUCACAACCUCCGUGGCCUCCACACUGACUCGAGCAGUGACCACCGUCACUCAAUCCACACCAGUUCCAGGUCCCUCCGUACCGCCCCCAGAGGACCUCCAGGUUUCCCCCGGGCCUCGCCAGCAGCUCCCUCCGCGGCAGCUCCUGCAGCCAGCUUCCACGCCCCUGCUGGGGGAGCCCGCCGACACCCUGGCGGCCGCCCAGGGCGCUGAGCACCAGGCCGCCGUGGACUUGAGCAGUACAGGGGACCCAUCUUCGGGCCAGGAGCCUGCCACCUCCGCGGUGGUGGCCACCGUGGUGGUCCAGCCUCCCCAGCCCGCACAGUCUGAGGUAGACCAGUUGGCACUGCCCCAGGAGCUGAUGGCUGAGGCCCAGGCAGGCACCACCACCCUCAUGGUGACAGGGCUCACACCUGAGGAGCUAGCAGUGACUGCUGCAGCCGAAGCAGCUGCCCAGGCUGCGGCCACGGAGGAAGCCCAGGCCCUGGCCAUCCAGGCAGUACUGCAGGCUGCCCAGCAGGCUGUCAUGGGCACCGGGGAGCCAAUGGACACGUCCGAAGCUGCGGCCGCAGUGACCCAGGCAGAGCUGGGCCACCUGUCAGCGGAGGGCCAGGAGGGCCAGCCCACCACCAUCCCCAUUGUACUGACACAGCAGGAGCUGGCAGCCCUGGUGCAACAGCAGCAGCUACAGGAGGCCCAGGCCCAGGCCCAGGCCCAGCACCACCUGCCCACUGAAGCCCUGGCCCCUGCUGACAGCCUCAACGACCCCACCAUCGAAAGCAACUGCCUCAGUGAGCUGACUGCCGCCGCCCCCAGCACUGUGGCCUUGCUACCUUCCACAGCCACUGAGAGUUUGGCCCCUUCUAACACAUUUGUGGCUCCCCAGCCAGUUGUAGUAGCCAGCCCAGCGAAGCUCCAGGCUGCAGCCACCCUGACUGAAGUCGCCAAUGGCAUAGAGACCAUUGGGGUGAAGCCUGACCUCCCACCCCCGCCCAGCAAAGCCCCUGUGAAGAAAGAGAACCAGUGGUUUGAUGUGGGUGUCAUUAAAGGCACCAAUAUGAUGGUGACACAUUAUUUCCUGCCGCCAGACGAUGCCACCUCUUCAGACGAUGACUCUGGCACCGUCCCAGACUACACCCAACUCAAGAAGCAGGAGCUGCAGCCAGGCACAGCCUACAAGUUCCGUGUGGCUGGCCUCAACGCCUGUGGCCGUGGACCCUUCAGCGAAAUCUCCGCCUUUAAGACGUGUCUGCCUGGUUUCCCCGGGGCCCCGUGUGCCAUUAAGAUCAGCAAAAGCCCUGAUGGUGCUCAUCUCACCUGGGAGCCGCCCUCUGUGACCUCGGGCAAGAUUAUCGAGUACUCAGUGUACCUGGCCAUUCAGAGCACACAGGCCAGCAGCGAGGCCAAGAGCUCGGCCCCAGCACAGCUGGCCUUCAUGCGGGUGUACUGUGGGCCCAGCCCCUCCUGCCUGGUGCAGUCCUCCAGCCUCUCCAAUGCCCAUAUCGACUACACCACCAAGCCCGCCAUCAUCUUCCGCAUUGCUGCUCGCAACGAGAAGGGCUACGGUCCCGCCACGCAAGUCAGGUGGUUGCAAGAAACCAGUAAAGACAGCUCUGGCACCAAGCCGGCCAGCAAACGGCCCAUGUCCUCUCCGGAAAUGAAAUCCGCUCCAAAGAAAUCGAAGGCAGACGGGCAGUGA
Molecule: messenger RNA, 6661 nt
Organism: Elephantulus edwardii (Cape elephant shrew)
Lineage: Eukaryota; Metazoa; Chordata; Mammalia; Macroscelidea; Macroscelididae
Gene: HCFC1
Product: host cell factor C1 (VP16-accessory protein)
Exons: 27
Coding region: 524-6661 (2045 amino acids)
Biological process (GO): regulation of DNA-templated transcription; chromatin remodeling
Cellular component (GO): histone methyltransferase complex
Molecular function (GO): transcription coactivator activity; protein binding
Source: RefSeq, a predicted model, not a curated record